AUGGCGGCCCCUCGACCCAUGUCGUACAACAACCCUGUGCCGGACAUUGACGACCCCUCGCACCUCAGCAGAGGCUAUGGCGGCACCCCCCAGCUCAAUCUCGGCAUGAAUGACUUUGCAAACACGCCCGCCAGUGCGCACCAUGAGCGCCUAGGCCGCUUUGAAGAAGACUUUGAUGCGCGCACCCGUGGCUCUUCGGUGCUCGACGGCGACCUUCCGCAGCGCUCUUCCUCGAGAGCCUCGACGUUGAACCAAGGAGCUACACCCUCGCGCAGUGGCACCCUCAAGAAGAAAGGCUCGGUGAAGAGGAGUGGGAGCCUCAAGCGGAGUGGGAGCAGGAAGAGCUUGCACGCUGGCAGCAUCCGCGGUGUGCCCCUUGACGACCAGGAGCAUGGCUACGAGCGAGAGGAGAGCAUCUUUUACACACCUGUGCCAACCAAAGGCUCCCCCACUGACAUCCUCGCCGAUCGAUUCCAAACAUGGCGCAAGUUCCUCAAAGACCUCAUCGCCUAUUUCCGAGAAGUCGCGUCAUCGUAUGAGCACCGCGCCAAAUCGCUGCUCAAAGUCUCCAACGUCAUCAACAAUACCAAUGCGCCUGCUGCGCUUCUGAUCGAGGGAGGCCUCAACGAUGCCAACCGCAUCCUCCGUGACUUCCACAAGCAGGCCAUUGUCGAAGCCAACAAGGCCCGCGACAUGGAAGCAGAUGUCAUCAACCAGCUCAGUGGACUGCGUGCAGAUCUUGCGCAGAAGAUCAAGGAGAUCAAGUCUCUUUCGGGCGACUUCAAGAACAAUGUGGAGAAGGAAAAGGAGACGACUCGGAAAUGUGUCGCAGCCCUCCAAGAGGCACUCGCACUGGUUGAUUCAGACCCAGCCGCGGUUGCUGGCAAGGGUGAUCCCUAUGUCGUGCGUCUGGGUGUGGAGCGCCAGGUGGAGAGGCAGAUUGAUGAGGAGAAUUAUCUCCAUAGGGCCUACCUCAACCUCGAGAAUUCCGGCCGCGAACUCGAAUCGAUUGUAGUCGGUGAGGUCCAAAAGGCAUACAAUGCGCUGGCUAGCAUCCUGAAGCGUGAUGCGGAUGAAAUGUACAACACUGUCGAGAAACUGCGCAGUGGCCCGAUUGCCAUGCCUCGCGAUUACGAAUGGACCAAGUUUGUCAAAAGCGAUCCUCACUUUGUGAACCCAGACAUACCAUUGCGCCGACUGGAAGACAUUGAAUACCCGGGCAAACACCACCCGGCUACUACUGAAGUGAGGGCUGGUAUGCUCGAGAGGAAGAGCAAGUAUCUCAAGAGCUACACGCCGGGAUGGUAUGUGUUGUCGCCGACUCACCUCCAUGAGUUCAAGUCUGCGGAUCGGAUCUACAGCCAACCCCCGGUCAUGUCGUUGUAUCUGUUGGACCAGAAGCUCGGCUCCAAGUCUCAGCCCGGAAGUUCCUCCCACAAGUUUGUGAUCAAAGGCCGUCAGACUGGAUCCAUGCAUCGUGGCCACACUUGGGUGUUUCGAGCGGAGACGUAUGAGACCAUGCUGGCUUGGUAUGACGAUAUCCAGACCCUGACCGAGAAGACGGGAGAGGAACGCAAUGCCUUUGUGCGCCGACAUGCCAGUGUCAGAAGUGCCAGUGCCGGUAGCGCCCGGUCCGCUAGCUCGGAUGGAGGCCUCGAGGAAGACGAAGCAGACGCCGUACCCUACUCGGCUGCCCCUUCGGUUCUCAGCCAGGCCAGGGACCAGUCCCCACAGCGACCCUCACGGCCAUCUCCAGGUGGGCGAUUCCCAUCUGACCUGAAUGUCAACCGUAACUUACAAGUUCCUCAUUCGCCAAGUAGUGGCAGCUCAGAGGUCGGAAAUGAUCUAACGACCGCCGCGGGAGGUCCACACCAGGAUGUACAUUCAAUGUAUUAUGCCCAGUCCCCAGCGUACCCACUCACCCAGUCCCCAGCAUAUCCACUCCCACAGCCCAGUCAUCAGGAGUACCCGGCCAUCUCCUACGUGAACUCUUACCCACCCAUGCAACAAGUUUCUGCCCAACCGGCGUACGAGCCUCAGCAAUCUUAUGAGGGAUUACGUGUCCAAUCAACACCGCAACAUCAAGAUUCAUCAUCCUUUUCCCAGCCAAGGCCUCACGUUCCCGUUCCCGUUGAGCGUAACGACAGCAACUACGGUGGCUGGAUGGCACCCGCUGCUGGUGGAGCGGUAGGGGGAGCUGCCGCCGCCGCCUUAGCCGGCGAAGCCUACCGCAAGCAGCAGAUGCAGCAGCGUGAAGUCGCCCAGCAGCACGAAAUGGACGCCCAAGCACCCACGAGUCCCACACGUGAUGCAGAGCACAUUGCCCCUGCCAUCCUCUCCACGCCCACCACACAACCUACCGUCAUGCCUGCGCCCGCCAUGACCGCUACCACCAUGACUCCCACUCCAAACCACCACAAUCGCACAACCACCCCUCCCCCAAGCAACAUGCCCAACACACCCGUCCAUGCAGACACCAUCAACGGCGGCCCUGUCCCCACAGACCUCGCACAGACUGCAGAUGCAAUGGCUUAUCCCCGUGUCGCUCGUCAAAACACUGAUGUUAGCGUCAGCGAUCUCCAUAUUCCUGGCGAGUAUCCAAAGGGGCGGUUUGGGGAGUCGCGGUCUGACAUGUAUCGGUAG
Messenger RNA from Plenodomus lingam JN3, 2643 nucleotides. RefSeq lists its product as uncharacterized. The record is from RefSeq and is a predicted model, not a curated record. Lineage: Eukaryota; Fungi; Ascomycota; Dothideomycetes; Pleosporales; Leptosphaeriaceae.